AUGGAGAUUAAGCUAGAUGUUCUCAUCUCUACAUGUAUCAAACAAAGAAAACCAUGGCCUCGCAUCUCAUGGCUUGGACAGGAAAAAGAGGCUAUUUUUCUUCUAGAUGGUAAACAUAUAAACGAAAUUAACCUGGCAUCAGGGAAGACAAAGAAGAAAAUCCCUCGGCUGCAGUCAUUGUUGAAAAAUGUAGUUGUUUUAACAACAUCGAGAAAUGGUGCUUGGUUGGCAGGAAUACUUAAAACAGGAGAGCUAUUUCUUUGGAAUAAAGAUCAAGACUGCUUGAAAAUUGUGCCAGCAGUUGAAGAGUCUAGGAAAGUAGUUGCAGCAGCACAAGAGUGUUUAAUGAGAUUGUACUUAUAUGUAUCUGGAGAUGGCAGAAAGGCACUAUUAGCUACUCCUACAGCAUGCGUCUUUUUGUGGGAGAGCACAGAACAUGAAAAUACAUCCUCUUACAAACAUUCUUCUUCUGGGCGUUGGACGCAAAUUUUGCCUGAUGAGUCAGUCAUGUUGCCUUCUACUGAAGAAAAAGAAAUUGGAGUGCAUGCUGCUUUCAUACAAAACGAGAUACUGGGUGAUUGCUGUUUGUGCUCUUUUGUGUUUUACUCUGGAGAAUGUUUGGUGCUCACAUUUUUGAUUCUUCGAUGGCAUGAAAAUAGCUUUAAAUAUGUUAGUUCUUUGCCAUACCAGAUCCACUGGGUACAGCAGACUUGUUUUCUUGUUAAUUUGGUUCCUCAGUGUGUGUCUGUAAAGUCAAGAGGAGCUUUGCUAUGUGCGUUUGCAAGAGAUGGACUUCUGCUUGCAGUGGCUGUUAAUCAAACUGAUCCAAAGGCAACUCAGAUUUUGUUUUUAAACACAUUGAAUUUUGUAACUGUUUCGGGUAGCCUUAAAGGUUGUAGUAGCAAGAAUAGCAUGGUCCCAUCCAAGUUUAUCAGAUCUUACUGGGUUGGCGAUAUGAGUUGGACUCCUGAUAGCCUUUUCUUGGCUUGCAUGUUAAAACGUGGAUCUUUGAUUUUAUUGACAUGUAUGGGUGAAUUGCUGACCAUGAUUACUUCUGGCUGCUCUGUAGAGUUUGGACCGGCAGAGUUUAUUCCAUUUCAUCCACUAAUAACAUACAGACAGCAACACUCUUUUUGUCAAGACUCUAGUCAGUCUCUUGGUUCUUCAGCUUCUGAAAGUGACCUUAUGAGACAGAGAUUCUCUGUUGCUUCACAUUCAAGAUUACCGUACCUCAUUGUCUCCGAUGGAUACAUGAUAACAGUGCUUAGAUUUCCUAACAACCUUUCACCAUCAGGAUUUGUAAGAUCCCUUUUGCUUGAUUCAACCCAACGGCUUGAAAAUAUCCGUCGGAAUUUGCUGAACUCCAAGUCUAAAGGGAGACCUCUGUGUUUACGAUCACUGUUGUCUUUAAAAGCUAGUCUUCUAAAACACGCUCAAAACCAAAGUUCCAUCUUUUCCACCGUUCCAAAAUUCCUGGAAGAGGACACAACAGAAACGAGUGAGAAAACCAUGGAUUUACUGGAUUAUGAAGAAGAAUCAGAUGACGAAAAGCAGUUUUGCAAUAGCCCUUCCAGCUUCUAUAGCCAAAGAAUCCAUUCGUUUGUUGGUAAAGCUGAUCAAGGCCACUUAGAAUUUGCGUCAAUGUUUGAUACCAUCCAUGCAAAAGACAAUACUGAAGAGAAAGAUACAUUAUCAGUGGAACUAUAUUCCAUUCAGAAAAACCUCCUUGCUGCAUGGCAGAUCGGGAUUUCAAAAAAUAUGGAAGAGAAAGAUAUGUUGCUGAAUUACACAGUGAACUGCAUUAUCCACUUUUUCAACAUUCUUCAGUUUGUGAAAUGUUCUUUGCUAUACCAGGAUGCAUCUUUAAACAAGUCUGUGAAGAAUACUCACUGGAUGCAUUGUGUCCUAAAAUAUUUUCAGCAGUGUUUAACUGUCUUGUACUGGCAUUCAAGAGCCAGUCUGACUGGGCACGUGGCAAAGCUGACAUUACAAACUUUAAAACUGAUGCUUAUACAGCAACAAGAUCGGUUGUUCUCAAAAAACCUUUUGGCAUGCUUCUGUCUUUUAAAGAUGGUUUCUCACACUCUAAGUAGCGUGUGCAUACUACAGUAUGAGAAUUUUUUUGCAUCUCCUCAUGAUAAUAGUCUCGUGGAACUUGACUCCCUCACUGUGCCUGUUUUCCUAGUUCUUGAUGAGAGUACUACUCAGCAAUUCAGCUCACUGAAAUCUCUGCUUAGAGAGCCUCCUCGAGCCGUAUACCAUGAUGCAAAAACAGAAAAAAGGUUGAUUGUACUAUGGCAAUUAUUGUAUAAGAAAGUGGUUUGGUAUCAGGCGCAGCUGAACAGAAAAGUGAACAAGAAUGCAGAAGAAGAGUCUGUUGUCUUAUUGCUUUUAAGUCAUAUACAAGCAACCCUCCAGUCUUCAGGAGUGACCUUAGAACAACAUUUGAAGAUUAAUUCUGUAUCUGGUGAGGAAAAGUUCCUUUUAGGCUCAUACAGAGAAUCUGUGGACAUUUGGAAAAGAUCUCUUUGUGAAAUCAAGGCAAAAGGAGGAAAAAGAACAUGUUUUCUUCAGAGUAGAUAUUAUCUUGCAAUAUUGUUUUGCCACCUGUAUCAAUAUAACUUGUGUGAGGCUCAGGGACUCUGUGAUCAUCUGGUAGGAGAGAUUCUAAGGCGAUCACAGCUCUCAGUGAGUCAGAUGGAAAAAUUUUCUGAAACCAGGUAUUUUCAACAUGAACUAUGGAUGGUAACAGAUGUUCAUACUGAAACUGCUAUGGCUGUGAUUCGAUCCAUGGCACGAUUCAUGGCCGCUUAUUUCACAAAUCAGCUGCUAUAUAUCUUUCCCCCGCACAAUGUUGACAUCCUGCAUCCACUUCACAUCAAACAAGACUUAUCUCCUCGUAUUAUUCCACUGCAACACUGUUUGGUUACCAGAGCUGUCAGGGACCAAAACCUUUCAUCUGUGUGGACCGCUGAAUAUGCUCUUGAUUUGUUCUUUAUUGGUGGACUCAUUCCAGAGGCUGUGUGGUUAACACACAGACUUGGGGACUGGAAACUGUCUGUUUCAAUUGGUGUGGCCUACCAGCUGUAUUGUCAGAACUCUGAUGAAUUCUCAAGAACAGUUUCUUGUUAUAUUUUCAGACUGAAAAACACAGCAUGUCACCUGCCAUUAAGCUUAUCACCAAUGAAGGCUUUUCAAGAAAAGUUACAAUCUUUGUUGGGACAGCCAGUUACUUCUGAAACAUCAGGAUGUAUUAAAUACAAGCAGUUUACGGAUCCCAUUGAAGAGGAAGAUGCAAAUGUUCUUUAUAGUUCAAUACAGGAACUACUGAAAGCAGCUGUUAUGGCAGAUGCUGAUAUUCUGUCAGAGACAUUUCAGCUUUUGAUGGAUUCUGCCAAGGAUCUUAGCAGAAAAUUGUAUGGUUUAGUUCCAGAUGGGCUUUAUCUUCCAGCACCACCAUUAUACUGUCCUCAGCCAGCUUCUCUCAGUGAAGUAAGCGAAGACUGCAAUGACAUUCUUUUAAAAAUUGAGAGAGAAGGUCGUCAGAAAGUGUCAGGAGUUCUUCAGCGAAUUAUCUUGCUCUUCCGGGCUGCUCGUUGUUCCUGCCCUGCAGCACAGUGGUAUAUUGCACAACUGAAGUGGGCGAGAAAAGUUAUGCAAAAAAUUCGAAUGAAAGGAUCUCUUCCUUCACUGAGUCCAUUCCCAGAGACUUUGCUUCGUUACUCCAAUUUCCACACUGUUUUCUAUAGAUCUGCAUCUUCUGGAGACCAUCAGUUUGAUGAUACUACCUGUAAAAUUUUAGGUUGGUUCAGAGAGCUGUGUGCAUUGUGUUGGAUGUUUCAUGUUCGUGAAAGAUUGUCUGACACAUGUAGGCGGUACCAAACUGCAAGGGAAAAUAUUAACAAUCAUAAGGAUGCGAAGAAGAAUGAAUAUGAUGCCUCCACAGUUGAGCAUUGUCUGAAUGCAGUGGAGUGGGCUUGUCGAAUGCUUCCUUUCUGCAGGUUCAUGAACAUGGAAGAAUUAGUUCAAGAUGUAAUUUUGAGUCUGCUUGGAGAAUUGCCACCAGUGAAAAAGGUGGCAGAGAUUUUCGUAAAAGCAUUUCCUAAUCCUGAAGAUAUAAGAGUUCCACUAAGAGAUAAAUAUCAUAGACUUCAGCAGCGACUCAGACACAGUAUUGUUAAAGGUCCUGAAAGUGAAGAAAUGAUGUCUAUUGUUAUACAGGCUACUGAGAAAGUGAGAAUGAAGGCCUUGAGACGUGUAAUAAGGAAUAUAGGCCCCAUAGAAAUUAAUAUUUGGGAGCCAGCAGAAGAGGGCGCAGCAGAUGAUGAGGAACACUGUUAUGACAGAUUCUCAUUAGGCACUAGUCUAAGCAGAAGCACACUUACUGAUCUUGGGAAUCCUCAGGUAUAUAGUGAUGCUGACACAGCAGAUACACUUUCUGAUGUUUUGUUUACAGAAGAAAUGAGAGCUGAAACACCUUCACUCCAAAGGGAUAAUGAACAUCCGAGACAAGGAGAAAUAGGUAGCAAAAAUACCACAUGCAGGAUAAAAGCUCUUAACUGGAAAACAAAACAUAAAGACAAAGUAUAUGGAAAAGACAUGCAUAAUCAGUGUAAUUUGCCUAUAGUUGGUUCAUGGGAAUUUGAACGUGAUGAUGAUGAAUAUGUUAUUUUUUUAGAACUGUUUUUGAGUUAUGUUCUUGAGAGAGACCUGAUAAAGUACAGUGACCUUGGAAUUCCAUUUCUUACUAGCUUUUCUGGACUUCUUCGAGAGCAUGAAUUAAACUCUCUCUUUUUUGAUGUUCAUACAACACUAAAACGUCGACAAGGCAAAACUAGAAGCCAAAGUGUGUUUAGAGCAGGAUCUUCCUAUACUGUCACCCUGGCGUCUUGUGAUCCUGAAACAGUGUCUGUCUAUAAUGAAAAACAAAAUAUUUUGGAAAAUCCAACCAUUGUACAGUCCAUUGUACAGAAAACAGAACCUUCUGUGAAUAACCUAAUGAAAGGACUUAAUGAAGGAUUAUUUGGUUUAAAACACAAGUCAAUUUACAGAGCUCAGAGUGACAAUCAAGAAGUCACUGUUGCACCAGCAAGCCAGGCCCUUCCUAACCAUCAUUUCUCUAGCCUGCAAACUCAGGCAACUUCUAAAUACAUUUACAAAACUGUUGAUACAGUUGAUAUUGUACCAGGAGAAGAACUAGCUAUAGAAUUGAUUGGUAAGCUGAGCAAUAUUGCAAAAUUGCUUGAGUGGAUGAUCAGAUGGUCUGAUAAAAGACUGCUCUGUGGUUCCACUAAACAAGAUUCCUUAGAAGAGAUUCUCCCUGUGAUACAUGUGAAAACUUCAGCAGCUGCUGUCCUUACUUCUUUGUGGCUUUUAGAACACUUAUACAGCGACGGAUCUCAAGCAAAGAGCGUAAAAUUUAAGAGUCCGGAUAAUCAAUAUCUGAAAGAAUUUGCAUCUCUAUCAGAAGCCCAGUCUAAGACAGAGAAAGAAAGUAGUAUGGAUGAAGGCUCUUCCAUACUGGCCAGUCCUCCUCUUGAUGUCCGGAGUGUACAAGCCUAUGAUGAUCUUUGUGAAACUGGUUUUGGAAUGUCUACAAAGUCAAAAUAUUUUGAUAACAAGGAAAUUAAUCGUAGGAAUUAUUCUGUACCUCGUAUGACUGAAGAUCUUAAUGAAGUGGGACCAUUUGUUCAGGAGGAGUUAGAUGUAACAUCAGAAAGAGAAGAGUUCUUCGAGGAGCCAUAUGAAACUCCAAAAAGCUCCAGUAGCUCUGUCAAGAUCAAACCUGUAGAACAUCAAAGAGGAAAGCAGGCCUCCAUUUCAGAUGUAGAUAGUCCCCAGGAAGAUCAAAAGGCAGAAAAAACGAAGAAAGGAAAGGCUGAACAGAAUGUCAUGGCUGAGGUUGUUACUAGCACCAUUUCUCACUCAUUCUCUUUAGAACAAGAUGCAGAAGUUCCCAGUAAUACAGAGAUUUCUCUAAGUAACGGUCAGCCUUCUCAGACUGUUGUGUCAACUAUGUCAAGUGCUGCCUCCAAUACUUCCAUUUGUGCAAAGAAGCAAGAAGUGAAGGAAGAAGUCCCUACAGAAGAGAAACUAAACACAUCAGAAACUGUCAGGCAGAUGCUCCAAGAUGAAAUGUUUAAGUUAGUUCAGCUCCAGCAAAUCAACUUCAUGAGUUUAAUGCAAAUAGUGCAGUCAUCCUUUGCCAGCCUGCCAAAUGUGCAACCAAUUUUGCAGCAGCAUCAAUCUGUUCACCUGGAAGGAAGCCAGCCUGCACACACUGCCGAAGGCAAUAGCUCUCUGAAAACACAACUGCCCACUCAAGAAGAUAAAGGAAAACCUGGUCAAAAGAGCUCCGAUUUUCAACCAAGGAAUAGUUUAAGAGAUGAAAGCAACAAUGGCCAUUUAAAAAAUCAUCUGGAUGUGAAUGUUUCUUUAAGCCUAUUAAAAAGCCACAGCAAAGAAACAGGAUUUAUGCCACCAUCUCAAGAUUUGCAUGCUUCAGCACCUACUAAACCACUUCAUCUCCUAGUUCCUUCCUCGGACAUCCAGAAAACACCAAAGCUUAUCCCUAUUGAAAAAAACUUGAAUUACUCAAAUGGAUUUCCUUUGCUUAAGCUUGAAUCAGGUUAUCAUUUCAAACCGACAUUUUUACAUCCAAUAGAAAUGUCAUCAGCUUUUGCUAGACCACCCCCAGUACCACGAGUAGCUUGGAGUUCAUCACAUUCCUUACGGAACCAUCAGUCAUCAUACACACCAAGAAAGAGUAAGUCAAAAGAAGAUUUGAACAUGAGUAGAUAUGACCUGGAGAUCCCAAGGCAAAUGCAUGAGGAAGAAAAAAGAUGGGCAGAAACAGUGCAUAAGGGACCUCCCAAACACCUGAAUCUAGAUCAGUAUGAAGGACAGCAAGAAAUUUCACCUCGGCAGCAGUUCUCUGCAAAUGUGAAUAUGGGCAAAGCACUGAUCACUCAGAACCUGGCUGGUAUUCCACUGUUGCACUUGCAACUUGACUCAGUACCUAGACUUCCACCAGUUGUAAGGCAGCCAAUCACUACUACUUUAAUACCUGUUAAACCUGCAACAAAGGAGACUGACUGUAGAGAAACACUACAGCACACAGGAAUAUCACUACUCCAUGCUAAUUUACCUGAAAAAAAGAAGGCACCAAAACUCAUUCCACUUCAAGAUCUCAUUGCAUUUGAGCAACGCCACCAGCAUCAUACUGUGCCCAGUACUUCCUUUGGACAAGAGCAAACUGAACCUAUCCAGUUACUAAAAACUGAUGUUGAACCAUUUGAACGAAGAGAUGUGCAGAAUAAUAGAAAAAGACAAAAGAGGCGUGAUAUGAAACAAAUGAAAGAGAAGGAGGAAAAGAAGAAACCAAGUGUGUCCUUCUGCCCGGAUGACUCCAUCAUCAGUAUUAGUGAUACAGUGAUGGUUGUUGAAUCGGGGACUGGGGAUCAACAAGCAGAAUCUACAUCUUACCUUCAGGAUGGUUUUUUCAUUUCAGUGGACACAAUGGGGGAAGCAAUUACUACAGCAGAUCUACAUUACAUGGCUUCUACAGGAAAAAAACCAGCAGAAACUCAAGAUGCAAGUACAAAUACUCACUCAGUGCUCAAAUCGUAUCAGGAUGUUGGAGUCAGUGCUGGAAAUGAGGUUUCUGAAGUUCGAAAAAAUGAGUCAGUCAUGUCUGUUCCUGUGUCAGAGUCAUCUAAUGCCCCUGAGAUACUACCACCAGACAUGUAUUUAAACCUGAGAUUCCCCACUGAAGUGAAUGAGAGACAUUUACCAUCCUUUCUGUCAGAUGCACCUGAUUUGCAUGAACAUGAAUAUAUCAGUGUGAUUGACAUUGAAGACAGUGACAUCCUUAACAAUUUGCCCAUGAUACCUGAGUCUGCAGAAGAGAGAGCUACUGCACAGCAAAAUGAGAAGUUUGAAAUUCCAUCUACUGCAAAACUUCAUCACAUGGCAGCUUCUGUUACUAAUGCAAUUCCACCCGAGGUGCUUCAGAAGAAAGACGAUCAUCUGAAAAAUAUAUCAAGCCAAGUGCAAAAGGAAGAUAAGUCAGAUUCUGCUAGAGAUGGUGUAACUUGGAACAUAGUACACGAAGAUAACAGAACUUUUCGUUCUUCAGGGCUUCCAUCUGCAGUAAUUGGCAAAGAAUACUUUUCCACAAAGCAGCAGGAAAUGGAUAUGCAAUUACAGACACUACAGAACAUAACAGAAAACAUGGAGGAGGAUUUCAGAAAUACCAAACUGCUAGUGAAAAUAAUAGAAGAUUUUGAAAUUGCUGCCAAUGCAGACCUUGGUGCUUGUCCUUCAUUCUGUGAAGAUGCUGGAAUCAUUGAUGAUGAACAUUAUUUGAGGGGCAUGAUUUUUGAAGAUGUUACAGGUGAUGAAAAGGAGGGCUUAAACUUGGAAUAUCCUGUACCCGGUUAUACUACAUUGGAAGUACACUCUCCUGCCUCUGCAGCCUCUGCUUCUACCUUUCGCGGUGGCAUAAAGUCAUCUUCUGGCUUUGAUGUAUGUGGAGAUCUAUGUGAUAGCUCUUUAGAAGAUCGCCUGCAAAUUACUGGUCUGAGUGGUGUUACUGACAUCAUCAGUGAUCUUGUAGUAGAAGGUGACGUCUCUCCAUCGGAGCUGGGCUUUACAAAAAUACAAGCUAAGAAAAUCUCUAGGGUUCAUCAUUCUGCUGCUGGACAUUCUCAAAAAACAGAAAAGGAAAAGAAAGAGAUACAAGCAUGGAUGAAAAGAAAGCAAAAGGAAAGAAUGAGAGAAUAUGUGAAGAAACUGGAUGAACAAAGACAGAAAGAGCAUAAUCCAUUCAAUCUAAGAAAGAAUGUGCACAGUCUGACUUCAAAGGAUAUUAAAUUCUUCCAGAAGAAGAAAGAAGAAAAAGACAAAGCCCUGUUAUCUGAACAUCACAGUAUGAGAAUAUCACAAGCACUUUCUCUGAUGAAUGAAAUGUUAUCUGAAACAGUGGUGUUACCUGCAAAUGAACAUAGACCAUUGUCCAGGACAGGAUCACCUCAAGAGCACAGAAAAAGGUGUAUGGCAUCUACUAAAGGAGGGCAUCCGAACAGUCCUGUUCUGUCAGAAAGGAGCAGAAUUGCUGCCAAACACAGCUUUGGUCAAAAAGUACACCGCUUCACCCCAACUCUUGGUUUAACACAGUCCAGGGGAAAUGCCUGUAUGCUCCUACAGAAAAGUACUUCCAGAGGAAGAAUGAGAAAUGCUGCAAACUGUCCUGUUAAUUCUAGGCACUCUGCUGAGUACAGAGCCAGCAGAACAUCAAAACAAAAGCCUCCACAAGUUGCCCCUGCAGUUCAGACAGAAGGUGUUGAUCAAGAGACUGAUCGAGACGUAGUAAGUCCGUGGACUGUGCCUGAUGAUGUCCAAAGAAUACUUCAAGAUACUCAUGACUCCUUGUUUCAGGCCUCUGCGCUGCAUCCUGUGAGUUUCUCUCCUCUCAGCAUUAUCGACACUGAUGGUGUUUCUGAAAGCACGGGAAGUAUCCUCAGCAAACUGGACUGGAAUGCAAUUGAGGCUAUGGUAGCAGAUGUGGAAGACAUGUGAACAAAAUUUCUCAGCUGCUGUGCACUUCCAAACAGUUGCUGGUGCUUGGUUUCAUUUUUUAAAAUAAUCAUUGUUCUACUUAAAAUGGAUUGAGGCUUGCAUUGGUUUUCUUCUCAAGCAGCACAGAAACUCUCACUGCUUUCAGUCUGGCCUAGAUGAAAUGUAGUUUGCUUUCUGUAUGUCUUCAACAAGAACUAAAUAUAGUUGGUAAAUGCAGACCAACAGUCUUAAACAAGACCUUCUGGGUUGGCUACUUUGCCCCUGUCAAAUACAUAAAAAGUUUUCUUCUAUUUUAGAGCGCUGCACAACUGUUUUACCUUUGUAUUUAAUAUUUAACAUCGUUAUGGAUGAAGUUAUUUUUUGACUUAACAAUUGUGAUAAACUGAUUUAAUAAAAGUGAGU
Molecule: messenger RNA, 9981 nt
Organism: Gymnogyps californianus (California condor)
Lineage: Eukaryota; Metazoa; Chordata; Aves; Accipitriformes; Cathartidae
Gene: CPLANE1
Product: ciliogenesis and planar polarity effector complex subunit 1
Exons: 52
Coding region: 1-9579 (3192 amino acids)
Biological process (GO): cilium assembly
Cellular component (GO): ciliary transition zone
Source: RefSeq, a predicted model, not a curated record